This is a messenger RNA of Metarhizium album ARSEF 1941, 1092 nucleotides long. Its product is annotated as Tubulin binding cofactor C. Gene Ontology annotation, biological process: post-chaperonin tubulin folding pathway; tubulin complex assembly. Gene Ontology annotation, cellular component: cytoplasm. Bases 1 to 1092 code for a protein of 363 amino acids. NCBI's taxonomy places the organism in Eukaryota, Fungi, Ascomycota, Sordariomycetes, Hypocreales, Clavicipitaceae. Gene Ontology annotation, molecular function: tubulin binding. The transcript has 4 exons. The record is from RefSeq and is a predicted model, not a curated record.
AUGGAUCCAAAGCAGAAGUUCUACCGUCAUUUCCAUGACAGCGUCGCAGAGCUGCAAGAGCAAAUAGAUGGGCUGGAGUCUGUAUCCGCCGUCGCUGGCGAACGGCAAGAAGCUAUUGAUCAUGUUCUCGCUGGCAUAAGCAAGCUCCAACACGAGGUGUCUGAUGCGGCAGAGUUCACUCCCGCGUAUGAUCGGAAGCAGUUCUCAGAUACCGUCAAGAGCCUCUCCGAUAAGCUCAACAAAACCGUGGCCAGAGUCAAACCGAGAUCUCGUUUCCAGUUCCAACGCUCCAGCAUUGGAGCACACGUCGACAUGGGCGCGCCGGAAAAUGACCCCCGCUUACAUCCAGGCAGUCUGUCUCGAAACAUGCAGAGCCAUUCUGGUGAGAAACGACGUCAAGGAGCCACGGAGAGCGACGACACAGUCGGCGAUCUGCCUUCUGCUGCAGCGAUACGCGACUAUAAUGCGGAGCUCUCUCAGCCCAGUACGCAGUCCAUUAGGAAACCCAGCUUCUCGAUGGCGAGGAACAUCGGCAUCGCCAAUCAGUCCCACCUGCACAUCAUUCUCCCAUCCUCUACGGCAAGGGCUACUGCGCCGGGUAGUUUGACGGAUUUGAAAUGGUGCAUUGUCGAUAUGUCCGUUCCUACGGCGCAGGGGCAGCCGCUUCCAGGAUUGGCGUUGAGGAACAUCUCAAACAGUCUCAUUGUUGCUGGCCAUGUCAACGGGCCAGUUCACAUUACGGGUGUGACGGAUAGUAUUGUUGUGGUUACGGCACGACAGGUUCGUAUUCACGAGUGCAAGAACGUAGACAUCUACCUGCACUGUACCAGUCAUCCUAUCAUUGAAGACUGCACGGGCAUGCGGUUUGCACGACUACCCAAGUGCUAUUCAAUUGAAGGCGAGUCGUCAAAGGAGAACCAGUGGGACCAAGUUGAUGACUUCAAAUGGCUCAAGGCUGGUCAGAGUCCAAACUGGACUACAUUGUCAGACACCGAGGCUUUGGAUGAGGCAUUAUGGACCAAGGUUGUGCCUGGUCAGCCAGGCGUAAGUGUUGAAGAAACGCUGAAAAUGGUUGGCAUACCGCGCAAGUAA